AUGAAUCACCGUUCUCAGAACGAUCGCACUGGAAGGCCACCGGGCAUACAGAGAUGCGUCGCCCGCUCCGACCCCAAUGCCUGUAGUUUUCUACCAUCCGUCUCAAUUCGAUCAAGGCUACAAUUCUUGAGACUCCGAUAUUGGAAGCCAGUAGAAUUAUUCCGUGCGACUGUGAGCCAUCAAAAAAUUAUUUUGAAAAGUUUUCGAGGAGUGACAGUGAACAAUGGAAUUCUUUCCAUAUCCACUAUUGGUAGAGAGGCUGAGUGUGAUGUUUCUUCAUGA
Bipolaris oryzae ATCC 44560 is the source of this 282-nucleotide messenger RNA. RefSeq lists its product as uncharacterized. The transcript has a single exon. The record is from RefSeq and is a predicted model, not a curated record. NCBI's taxonomy places the organism in Eukaryota, Fungi, Ascomycota, Dothideomycetes, Pleosporales, Pleosporaceae. Bases 1 to 282 code for a protein of 93 amino acids.